AUUGAUGGUUUGUUAUUCUCUAGCUUCAGACUGUGAUCAGUUAUAGUCUCUGGAUUAGGUUAUCAUAAACUAAUUGAAGCUACAGCAGCAGCAGCUAGCAGAAUUACAAUUUUAUUGCUUCGCUCUAUCUACACAGAGAAGAUGUCUGAUUAUCUCACACCAGCCGAUCUAAUAAAGUUGUACCUAGCUGUGUUUGAUGCUCGGAACCAAUGGCGAAACAUCUUGUUGGUGCUCGAAGUAUCCUCAGAUAUUAUUGACAGCAUUGGUACGAAAUGGCGAAACAAUCCUGAUGACUGCUAUCGAGAAGGUUUGAAAGAAUGGCUGAAAGGUGGGGAAGGAAGCUGGGAAGAUGUUGUCAAAGCUUUAUCCAGUCCCACUGUGGGUCACAGUGACCUAGCCAGAACCAUCGAGAGAGAUCAUGUACUGCAGCCUACUGAGGACUAUCUCACAAUAGCAGAUCUAGGAGAUCUAUACAUAGCUACGUUUGAUGCUCGAAUCAAGUGGCGAAACUUCUUGCUGGUUCUUGAGAUACCCUCGUAUACUAUCGACAGCAUAGGUACGAAAUGGAGAGAUGAUCCUGAUGACUGCUAUCGUGAGGGUUUGAAAGAAUGGCUGAGUAAUGGGGAGAGACGCUGGGAAGAUGUUGUCAAAGCUUUGUCUAGUCCUAUUGUGGACCACAGUGCCCUAGCCAGGACCAUCGAGAGAGAUCAUCUACAGUCUACCACUCGUGAUGUGAAGUCAGAGGUUGACCAAACUCGCCAGAAGAUCAAUGAAGAUUUGACCAUUUUCCUAGACGAACGACUCGGUAAAGGUGCAUAUGGAGUAGUCUUCAAAGGAAGCUACAAGGGCAAGAUAUGUGCAGUCAAAGUGCUGCUUCACGAUACUAUGGAGAUGCAGACAAGUAUCCCAACCGGCAAAAGUGAAGAGGCCAGCAGGGAUUUUGAUCGUGAGUGUGAUUUUCUCGAGUCGCUUCAGCACCCAAACAUUGUUCAGUAUUUGUCAACUACCAAGCACCCCAAAUCAGGUGGUACGAUCCUCGUUCUAGAGCUGAUGGAUUGCAAUCUGAGAUCCUACUUCUCCGGCCUUGAUGAAGAGUCCCUCACUAGUGAAUGUGAAAUUAGCCUCUCCAAAGACAUAGCUUGUGGUCUGGCCUACAUUCACAGCAAGAAGAUUAUCCACCGUGACCUCUGUGGUGAUAACAUCUUGCUAAAGCUUGCACAACCACUGCCUGUUGCAAAGAUUUGCGACUUUGGCAUGUCACGGCUAUACGAUCCCUCCAAGUUUAGCUCCACCCUCACAGCCGUUGGUCACCGUAUGGGGUAUCUACCUCUCGAGGCCAUUCGAUUGAACAGGGAGAAAUACGAUAAUAGUCUGGAUGUAUUUUCCCUUGGGGCAAUUAUGGUGCAGAUUGUUUGCAAACUGAAGACAAUCAAAUCAGUCGAGGAUCGAUCAUUCUAUGUUACCCAGAUUCCUCACACACACAGGUUGAGGAAGCUUAUCGACAGUUGUUUGCAAGAAGACAUGACGAAGAGACCAACUGCCAGGGACAUCUAUGCCUCACUGACAGGUCAAAGGUCAAAGGUCACCCAACCAGUCAAUUCCUCUGUUGAUGAGCAGUUGAAGUACGUACACAAGCUGAAAGAGUUGCUGGCAGAUACAGAGAAAACCAUCAACCUCCGUUACCUCAAACUGUACCUAAUUGGACUUUCAGGGCUCGGCAAAACCACCUUCCGAAAACGUCUGCUGGGUCACCUACGUAACCUGGCAUCAAUCCCACCACAAGACAGAGAACGCUGCAGCACUCUUCUUGCCGAGUGUAAUCAAGUCCUGGCUGUGUCAAGUGACUCCAAAUUGAUUGUCAAAGCCUCCACAGAUAUUGACAACGAAGCACAACUGAUUUUUGAUUACUUAAUUGACUUUCAGCAAGUUCUAAAUGCUGCCAUUUCCAAAGUAGUCGAGUCUGCUGAUCCAACGAAUGAUCCUAUUAUUGAUUCAAAGACAAAAGAAGAUUCUCAAGUUCCUCAGGAAGGAGCAAGCAGGCCGGCCAAACUAAAGGCUCCAGAAACCAAGAUCGACAAGAUCAUUGAAAACCUUCGAGAUAUUGUCAAGCGAGGCAAUUACAAGGAACAGUUGGUAGGCACAGUUUUGCUCAACAUCAUUGACAUAGGUGGACAACCCGGCUUCAUGGAGAUGCUUCCAUUAUUGAGCAAGGGCCCAGGGAUGUUUCUCGCCUUCUUCCCUCUCGAUAAAGAUCUCGACGAGCUCUAUGAAGUUUCCUACAAACGUGACCAAGACAAAAUCACCCCCUACCAGGCAAAGUAUACGAUUCGAGAGACCCUCUCCCAAAUUCUUUCAGCCAUCAGCCAUGUUGAUUCGGAUCUUCAUUCCGAGAUUGCUGAUAAAGUACAUUCCCGAGAUCUUCAAGCUGUCGUGAGUCUAGUGGGCACUUACCAAGACAAGUUGGAAAUUCAAGCCAAGGCAGAAGUUGUUCAGGCAAAGCUCAAGGGGGAUUACCCCGGACUUGACGAAAACACCCUGGGAGCCGCAAUACAGCUGAUUCUGGAGGUGCAGCAAGAAGUCGAAUCUGAGCAGAAGGUGGAGGAUAUUUUUUUUGAAUUAGAAGCAGAGGUUGGCAAGCAACUUGAAUUGGAUUCCUUUUCAAAAGACCUUGUAGAACAUGUGGAGCAAAUAGCAAAAGCGAAGGCCACCACUGAAAAACAGCAGAAACCAACCACACCACAAGAGGAUACCGAAUUGCAAGUGGAAGUUCUCGAGAAAACGCUACCUCCUGAAAUCAAAAACAAAUUGAAACAGAGCACACCCAAAGCUGUUCAACUUUUGCUCCAGUUGAAGCAAUGUAACGAAACCCUCUCCAAGAUAGCAAGUGCAGUCGUUCAUCAGUUGAGCACAGCUUCUACCAUUCAAGCCGAUACUGAAAAGUGUUUGCAGUCAAAACUCCAAGAGAAACACGAAGCCUUAUCCACCAUUACCUCACAUUUUGGGGACAUAAUCAACCACCCAGAUGACAGUCACUUCUUCUCCGUGGACAACUUCAGUGGCACAGAUGCUGACAUUGAUCCGAUUCGUGAACACCUUCAAACAGUGUUUGACUCGUUUUUCAAAGCUGCCGAACUCCAAAUUCGCCCUGUACAGCUCCUUUUUGGUGUCAUUCUGAGGAAAGAGUUUGAAAUUGCGACGAUGGAUGAGUGUAUUCAGAUUGGCAAAGCAUUGAAGAUGGAUGAAGAGGAGGUGAAGUUCACUAUUUGGUAUUUGCACCAGUGUGUGGGGGCCCUUCUCUACUACCCUGACAUCCAUGACAAAGAGUCUUACUUCAAAAACCGUGUCAUCUGCAGCCCCAAUGUUGUCUUCAACAGCAUCCGUCUCCUGAUUGUCGAAUCUCUUCUAUCUCUACACUCAUCCGAUAGGAAGUAUCGUUUCACCGCUGACGAGAUCAAUAAUUGGCAAAAAUUUGGGCACUUCUCGAUUACUACGAUUAAACGCUGCUGUUCCAAGUCAAACAAGGCAAAAGUGAGGGAAGGUGAAUUGAUCCCGGUCGACAAGCUUGUGAAGUUGCUUGAGCAUGUCAGUCUCCUUGCACCCAUAGUUGGUAAAGGUCGCCAGCCAGUCUACUUCAUGCCAGCUAUCCUCAAGUGUGCCUCAAAGGAAGAGCUUUCAAAUGCUCCAGCCAUUGAUUCCAACACACCCUCUCCAAUCAAGAUUACCUUCGAGUCUGGCUAUGUGCCCAUUGGUGUCUUCUGUGCCAUGAUUAGCAAGUUGGUUUCCGAGGUACAAAAAGGAAUUUUGGGGCUGAAAUGGAAUCUGCGAGAAUCUCGUGUCAUGAGAAAUCUGGUCUCUUUCGAAGUUGGUAGUGCCAAACAUUAUAUUACGCUUGUAGCCCACGCCGACUGUUACGAGAUUCGACUCACAAGACGUGAAGAUUGUGACAUGCAUGAUCUUUGCUCCUAUGUGCUGACUACCGUCCUGUAUAAUGUGAUGAGCGGAAUUAGCAAGAAGAUCAGGCCGAUUGUUGCAUUCGAUUGUCAGUGCCCAAAACAUCAGAACGUUGAAGAAACGAGUUUGUGCAAGUUGAUGGAGGGUCGCAGUCCUUUCUUUCAGUGUGAGGACGGUCGUGUUAUUCUGCCACCACAUCAGGAAUGUUGGUUUGGAAAGGAAGUUAAAUUGAAUGAGGAAGCUGUUCUUGUAGCACUGCCAUUUGCUGACCCUGAUGACCUCUCCUUCAAGUGGACCAGGAAAGGCAAUAAGGUGGCGGGUGGAUCAGAUAACGAGCUCACUGUGGAUAAAGUGACGAGGGAUAAUUGCGAUGGGUUCUACACUUGUGAAGUAUCCAAGAACAAGGAGCUCUGCUUCAAAGUGCACCACUGCUUGAAAAGUAUCAGUGAGGCCACAGCUACAGGUGGUGACAUAACUCUCAAGACUGUCAAAUAUGCUACUUCAGAUGCUCGUACAAAGUGGUACCACCUGGCCAUUAACUUGGAUGUGGAUGAGAGAACUAUUAAAAGUAUAGAAAUGUCCCACAAUGGUCGUGUGGAUGAGUGCUUUGUUGCAAUGCUGGAGGCCUGGUUCAAGAAGGGAUCUCCGAGCUGGUCGGUCAUGGUGGAGGCUUUGAGAGGCCCCAGUGUCGAGAGGGGAGACCUAGCCGACGUUAUUGAGAAGGAAUUUAUUUUAAGUUUGCUUCCAAGGUCUCUCACGCUAACAGUGAUAAGCACUGUCUUGCAGAGAGUUCGUGCUAAAUGGUUUGAGCUGGGGGUCGCGUUGGGUCUACCAGACGAAACACUACAGGUUAUUAAGAAGAAUCACCAUGCCACAGGAGAUCGCGCGCGCUUCACUAAAAUGCUUGAAGUAUGGCUCCAGUCCUCACCCAACCCCACCUGGUCUGAUCUGGUUGAAGCCCUGAGGUCACCAGCCAUUAACCGUCCUGACAUUGCUGCUGAGAUUGAGGACAAGUACAUCAAGAGUGAUGACUCCUCAGUGCAGGAAAGCAAGGACACAGCAGGGUCCCUCACACUAAGAGAGGUGAAAUCUGCCUUGUGGGAUGCUCGUGAUGAAUGGUACAGCCUGGGGCGUCUGUUGGGUCUAUCAUUCAGCACACUACUGGCUAUUCAGAAGAACAACCGUACCAGGGAAGAUCGCUUCACUGCAAUGCUUAGACAAUGGCUCCAGUCUCCAUUCAACCACACCUGGUCUGAGCUGGUUGAAGCCCUGGGGAGAGCACCACUCAUUAACCGUCCUGACAUAGCUGAUGAGAUUGAGGACAAGUACAUCAAGAAUGAUGACUCCUCAGUGCAGGAAAGCAAGGACACAGCAGAAAGAGAGCAGCCGCAACAGGGUCGAGUUCAACCUCUUAAUAGGUCCCUCACACUAAGAGAGGUGAAAUCUGCCUUGUGGGAUGCUCGUGAUGAAUGGUACAGCCUGGGGCGUCUGUUGGGUCUAUCAUUCAGCACACUACUGGCUAUUCGGAGGGACAACCGUGCCGGGGAAGAUCGCUUCACUGCAAUGCUUAGAGAAUGGCUCCAGUCCUCAUUCAACCCCACCUGGUUUAAGCUAGUUGAAGCCCUGAGGUCAACACUCAUUAACCGUCCUGACAUUGCUGGUGAGAUUGAGGACAAGUACAUCAAGAAUGAUGACUCCUCAGUGCAGGAAAGCAAGGACACAGCAGAAAGAGAGCAGCCGCAACAGGGUCGAGUUCAACCUCUUAAUAGGUCCCUCACACUAGGAGAAGCGAGAGCUGUCUUGUGGGACGUUCGUGUUAAGUGGUUCUACCUAGGGCUUGUGCUGGGUCUACCAUACGGAACACUAGAGGCUAUUGAUAAGGACCACCAUACCUCAGAAGAUCGCUUCACUGCAAUGCUUGGAAAAUGGCUCCAGUCCUCACCCAACCCCACCUGGUCUGAGCUGGUUAAAGCCCUGUGGUUACCAAUUGUUGACCGUCCUGACAUUGCUGAUGAGAUUGAGGACAAGUACAUCAAGAAUGAUGACUCCUCAGUGCAGGAAAGCAAGGACACAGCAGCCUCUGUUAAAGAGCAGUUAAAGUACGUACACAAGCUGAACGAGUUGCUGACAGAUAAGAAGAACACCAUCAACCUCCGCUACCUUAAACUGUACCUAAUCGGCCUUUCAGGGCUCGGCAAAACCACCUUCCGAAAACGUCUGCUGGGUCACCUGGUUAACCUGGCAUCAAUCCCACCACAAGACAGAAAACGCUGCAGCACUCUUCUUGCCGAGUGUAAUCAAGUCCUGGCUGUGUCAAGUGACUCCAAAUUGAUUCUCAAAGCCUCCACAGAUAUUGACAACGAAGCACAACUGAUUUUUGCUUACUUGAUUGGUGUUCAGCAAGUUCUAAAUACUGCCAUUUCCAAAGUAGUAGAAUCUGCUGAUCCAACGAAUGAUCCCCGCAUUGAUGAUUCAAAGCCAAAUGAAGAACCUGAAGCAAAACAAGUUCCUCAGGAAGAAUCAAGCCAGCCAGCCAAACUAAAGGCUCCAGACACCAAGGUCGACAAGAUCAUUGAAAACCUUCGAGAUAUUGUCAAGCGCGGCAAUUACAUGGAACAGUUGUUAGGCAAAGUUUUGCUCAACAUCAUCGACAUAGGUGGGCAGCCUGCCUUUUUAGAGAUGCUUCCAUUUUUGAGCAAGGGCCCGGGGAUGUUUCUCGCUUUCUUCCCUCUCGAUAAAGAUCUCGACGAGCUUUAUGAAGUUUCCUACGAACGUGACCAAGACAAAAUCACCCCCUACCAAGCAAAGUAUACGAUUCGAGAGACCCUCUCCCAAAUUCUUUCAGCCAUCAGCCAUCACGUCACAGUUGAUUCAGAUGUUGAUUCCGAGAUUGGUGAUAAAGUUGAGCAUUUUCGAGAUCUUCAAGCUGUCGUGAGUCUAGUGGGCACUUACCAAGACAAGUUGGAAGUUCAAGCCAAGGCAGAAGUUGUUCAGGCAAAGCUCAAGGGGGAUUACCCCGGUCUUGACGAAAACACUCUGGGAGCCGCAAUACAGCUGAUUCUGGAGGUGCAGCAAGAAGUCGAAUCUGAGCAGAACGUGGAGGAGAUCUUUUCCGAAUUAGAGGCAGAGGUUGGCAAGCAGCUUGAAUUAGAUUCCUUUUCAAAAGACCUUGUAAAACAAAAAGCAAAAGCAAAGGCUACCACUGAUAAACCAACCACAUCACAAGAGGAUACUGAAUUGCAAGUGGAAGUUCUCGAGAAAACUCUACCUCCUGAAAUCGAAAAGAAAUUAAAACGGAGCGCACCCAAAGCUAUUCAACUUCUGCUCCAGAUGAAGCAAUGUAACGAAACCCUCUCCAAGCUAGCAAGUGCAGUUGUCCAUCAGUUGAGCACAGAUUCUACCAUUCAAGCCAACACUAAAAAGCUGUUGCAGGCAAAACUCCAAGAGAAGCAUGAAGCCUUAUCCACCAUUACCUCAAAAUUUAGUGACGUCAUCAGCCACCCAGAUGAUAAUCAAUUCUUCUCCGUUGAUAACUUCAAUGGCACAGAUGCUGACAUUGAUCCGAUUCGUGAACACCUUCAAACAGUGUUUGACUCACGUUUCAAAGCUGCCGAACUCCCGAUUCGCCCUGUACAGCUCCUUUUUGGGGUUAUUCUGAGAAAAGAAUUUGAAAUUGCGACGAUGGAAGAGUGUAUUCAGAUUGGCAAAGCAUUACAGAUGGAUGAAGAGGAGGUGAAGUUCACCAUUUGGUAUUUGCACCAUUGUGUGGGGGCCCUUCUCUACUACCCUGACAUCAAGGACAAGGAGUCUUACUUCAAAAACCGUGUCAUCUGCAGCCCCAAUGUUGUCUUCAACAGCAUCAGUCUCCUUUUUGUCGAAUCUCUUGUAUCUCUACACUCAUCCGAUAAGAGGUCUCGUUUCACCGCUGCCGAGAUCAAGAAGUGGCAAGAAUUCGGACAAUUCUCGAUUGCUACGAUUAAACUCUGCUGUUCCAAGUCAAACGAGACAAAAGUGAAGGAAGGUGAAUUGAUCCCGGUCGACAAGCUUGUGAAGUUGCUUGAGCAUGUCAGUCUCCUUGCACCCAUAGUUGGUAAAGGUCGCCAGCCAAUUUACUUCAUGCCAGCUAUCCUCGAGUGUGCCUCAAAGGAAGAGCUUUCAAAUGCUCCAGCCAUCGACUCCGACACACCCUCUCCAAUCAAGAUCACCUUCAAGUCUGGCUAUGUGCCCAUUGGUGUCUUCUGUGCCAUGAUCAGCAAGUUGGUUUCCGAGGGACAAAAAGGAAUUUUGGGGCUGAAAUGGAAUCUGCGAGAAUCUCUUGUCAAGAGAAAUCUGGUCUCUUUCAAUGUCGAUAGUACCAAACACCACAUCACGCUGGUAGCCCACGCCGACUGUUACGAGAUUCGACUCACCAAAAAAGAUGAUUGUGACAUGCAUGAUCUCUGCUCCUAUGUGCUGACUACCGUCCUGUAUGUGAUGAGUGGAAUUAGCAAGAAGAUCGAGCCGAUUAUUGCAUUCGAUUGUCAGUGCCCAAAGCAUCAAAACGCUGAAGAAACGAGUUUGUGCAAGUUGAUGGAGGGUCGCAGUCCUUUCUUUCAGUGUGGGGAUGAUCGUGUUUCUCUGCCACCAAGUCAGGAAUGCUGGUUUUCAAAGGAAGUUAAAUUGAAUGAGGCACCUGUUCUGAGAGCCCUGCCGUUUGCUGACCCUCAUGACCUCUCCUUCAAGUGGACCAGGAAAGGCAGGAAGGUGGCGGGUGGAUCAGAUAACGAGCUCACUGUGGACAAAGUGACGAGGGAUCAUUGCGAUGGGUUCUACACUUGUGAAGUAUCCAAGAACAAGCAGCUCUGCUUCAAAGUGCACCACUGCUUGAGAAUCAGUGAGGCCACAGCUACAGGUGGUGACAUAACUCUCAAGACUGUCAAAGAUGCUACUUGGGAUGCUCGUGCAAAGUGGUACCACCUGGCCAUUAACUUGGAUGUGGACAGUGGAACAAGAGACAGUAUCAGAGAGACUAACUACAAUAACACGGAGAAGUGUUUUGUUGCAAUGCUGGAGGCGUGGUUCAAGAAGGGAUCUCCGAGCUGGUCGGUCAUGGUGGAGGCUUUGAGAGGCCCCGGGGUGGAGAGGGGAGGCCUAGCUGACGAUAUCGAGAGGAAAUUUGAUAGUGAAUAAACCACUAACUAAAUUAGUUUAGCAUAAAAAGUGUCGUUUAAAAUAAUUAUUUAGUUUCACGUUUUUGUAUCUUUUAUACAUAUAGCUAUAAUUAUAAUGUAUACCAAAGAAUUUUUUACGAGCCACA
Halichondria panicea is the source of this 9247-nucleotide messenger RNA. RefSeq lists its product as uncharacterized. Gene Ontology annotation, biological process: protein phosphorylation; signal transduction. The coding region runs from base 142 to 9120 and encodes 2992 amino acids. NCBI's taxonomy places the organism in Eukaryota, Metazoa, Porifera, Demospongiae, Suberitida, Halichondriidae. The record is from RefSeq and is a predicted model, not a curated record. The transcript is spliced from 22 exons. Gene Ontology annotation, molecular function: protein serine/threonine kinase activity; ATP binding; protein binding.